AUGCCGCUGAAUGCGCUACCUGAGACGCAGAAGCCAAGGUAUCCAGGACAGCCAAUCUGGCAGGAUCCUCGGUCUAAUUUCAUUCAGAGCGGCGUUCAGGCGGUUCCUCCCAGACCCGCAACCACUACUGGAGUGCGACCUGAAGUCUCAGCACCACCAACUGUACCACCUGUACCAGAGGAGCACAGGCCGGCUGACGUUGAUCGAAAACAUGAUGAUGAUGAAGAUGACUUUCUUGAUCAUUAUCUCGACCCUACAGACCAGGAAAAUGAUAUGCCAAAUUUUAGCGCCAUGGAAUCCUCGGAAACCGGAAAGCCUCAUGAAGAAUCUCUGAUACCCAAAGAUAGUUCAACCACAUCCCAAUCGGGUUCAAAGCCUGCCUAUACCGCGUAUCAACCACCGAGCGGAGUGGUGCAGCCAUACCGCCCAACACCAGGCCCGAAUCAAUACGAAGACUCCAGCUACCAGUAUGAUAAUCCUCCAAUGUCUCCGCGCUUCGACUCGCCGGGGAAUGGUUACGGCUAUGAAGAUCGUUACUACAGGCCACCGGAAAAUCGAGGAUUGACCCCACGACCAGGUCCGGGUAGGCCUGGCCAUGCGACAGGUCCCCCGCCGAAUCAAUAUCAACAACCGGCAUCUACCGACCUUGGGCGUCGGCCGUCAUUCGACUACAGACAGGGAUAUUUGCACCCUCUAGAAAUGCAGGCGGCAGGGCCAGGUCAAUACUCUUCGGCCGACUCACUUCCCCACCAUCCUGCCCCCUUCCGGCCUGGUUUAGAUCAGAAUUCAAAGCCGGCUCCGAUUAGACAAUAUGACAACCCAGCGAAUGUUGCGCCACAGAAACCAAUCGGCUCCACUGCCCCACCAGGUGCCGAUCCCGGUCACAUCACUUUUGAUGAACUGAAUCGAAUACAACAGGCUGCCCGAAACAAUCGUGGUGAUCAUGCAACACAGCUCCUCCUUGCCAAAAAGAUGGUGGAGGCGUCUACUCACUUAAUUGACGACAAUGGCAGAGCCGAUGCUAGAACAAGGAAUAAGAAUCGCGAAAGGUAUAUUUUUGAUGCCCAUAAGAUUGUUAAGAAGCUAGUGAAUGUGGGAUAUCCCGAUGCGAUGUUUUAUUUGGCAGAUUGCUAUGGCCAGGGUCUUUUAGGCUUGGAGGCCGACCCCAAAGAGGCAUUCAAUCUAUAUCAGUCCGCGGCGAAAUUGGGCCAUGCAGAUUCCGCUUAUCGACUAGCUGUUUGCUGUGAAAUGGGUCAUGAGGGUGGCGGAGGCACUAGAAGAGACCCGAUUAAAGCCGUGCAAUGGUAUCGUCGAGCUGCGGCACUAGGCGAUACUCCUGCUAUGUACAAGAUGGGGAUGAUAUUGUUAAAAGGGCUUCUGGGCCAAGCGAGGAACCCUCGAGAAGCGUUGUCAUGGCUCAAGCGGGCUGCCGAACGUGCAGACGAAGACAACCCUCACGCGCUUCACGAGUUGGCUCUCCUGUAUGAGAACCCUAGUGGCAAUGAUGCUGUCAUCCGCGACGAAAACUACGCCAGGGAGCUGUUACACCAAGCUGGUGAACUAGGUUACAAAUUUUCUCAACAUCGUCUUGGUGCUGCGUAUGAGUAUGGUCUUAUUGGGUGCCCUGUCGACGCACGUCAGAGUAUCUUUUGGUACACCCGUGCCGCUGCCCAAGGGGAGCAUCAAAGUGAACUGUCGCUGAGUGGUUGGUACCUCACCGGGGCGGAAGGUAUUCUACAGCAAAGCGAUACGGAAGCGUAUCUCUGGGCACGUAAAGCCGCCAUUUCUGGAUUGGCGAAAGCAGAGUACGCGAUGGGUUAUUUUACUGAGGUUGGGAUUGGUGUUCCCGCGAAUCUUGAGGAUGCGAAGCGGUGGUACUGGAAGGCAUCAUCACAAAAUUUCCUCAAGGCUCGUGAGCGUCUUGAAGACCUGAAGCGCGGCGGUGCUAAAAUGCAGAAAACUCGUGUCUCGCGUUCAGCAGUCAGCAAGCAGCAUCAGAACGAGGGUGAUUGUGUCGUAAUGUAA
This is a messenger RNA of Uncinocarpus reesii 1704, 2025 nucleotides long. RefSeq lists its product as uncharacterized. The transcript has 2 exons. The coding region runs from base 1 to 2025 and encodes 674 amino acids. The record is from RefSeq and is a predicted model, not a curated record. Gene Ontology annotation, molecular function: protein binding. Lineage: Eukaryota; Fungi; Ascomycota; Eurotiomycetes; Onygenales; Onygenaceae.